Messenger RNA from Lates calcarifer (barramundi perch), 2387 nucleotides. RefSeq names its product cell adhesion molecule 1b (gene cadm1b). The record is from RefSeq and is a predicted model, not a curated record. The transcript has 12 exons. Bases 60 to 1385 code for a protein of 441 amino acids. Lineage: Eukaryota; Metazoa; Chordata; Actinopteri; Centropomidae. Gene Ontology annotation, molecular function: signaling receptor binding. Gene Ontology annotation, cellular component: neuron projection; plasma membrane; synapse. Gene Ontology annotation, biological process: susceptibility to natural killer cell mediated cytotoxicity; detection of stimulus; cell recognition.
UUCAUCCCAUGGCCGUCUCUAGGUGAUUUAGCGCCGCCAGUCUCAAGCAGGUGUCCAACAUGGCGAUCACGGGGAGCGGAUCUCUCGCUAUUUCUCUCUCUGUUUUCGUGAUUUCAGCCGCGUUUCUUCACAAAGGAGCUGCUGAAACCGUGACAGUCGAAGGUCAGAACCUGGCAACUGACAAUGUGUCGGUGAUUGAGGGGGAAACGGCCACCAUCAGCUGCAGAGUGAAGAACAACGACGACUCCGUCAUCCAGCUGCUCAACCCCAACAGACAGACCAUCUACUUCAAAGAUGUUAGACCUCUGAAGGACAGCCGGUUCCAGCUGGUGAAUUUCUCUGACAACGAACUGCGGGUGUCUCUGUCCAAUGUGUCACUCUCCGAUGAGGGACGCUAUGUGUGCCAGCUCUACACAGAUCCUCCUCAGGAAGCCUACGCAGACAUCACUGUCCUGGUCCCACCAGGCAGCCCAAUCAUUGAGAGCCGCGAGGAUGUGGUCAGCGAGGGGAAUGAGACGGAGCUCACCUGCACAGCCAUAGGCAGCAAGCCAGCUGCCUCCGUCAGAUGGAUGAAAGGAGAGGAAGAACUGACAGGUGAGACAACAGUUGAGGAGACGUAUGACAGGAUGUUUACUGUCACCAGCCGGGUAAAAUUUUCUGUCACCAAAGAGGAUGAUGGAGUGCCAGUGGACUGCAUCAUUGACCACCCAGCUGUAAAGGACCUUCUGGCUCAAAGACACUUGGAAGUGCUAUAUAAACCAGAAGUGAAGAUUGUGGUGACAUAUCCUGAAGGUUUAACCAGAGAGGGUGACAAUCUAGAUUUGACGUGCAUUGCAGAAGGAAAACCUCAUCCCCAUCAGAUCAACUGGCUGAGAGUAGACGAGGAUGUGCCGCCUCACGCUGUGGUCACUGGCUCUGAUCUCUACAUUGAGAACCUCAACAAGUCCUACAACGGCACCUACCGCUGCGUGGCGUCCAAUGCUGUGGGAGAGGCCUACGAUGACUACAUCCUUUAUGUAUAUGAUGCUCCCACUACUAUCCCCACACCCACCACCAACCCAGUCAACACGCAAGAGGCGGCCGAGACCCUACAUGUUUCCUCGCGGAUGUGUCAAACGGAAGACAGCAGGGAGCAAGACUCCAGAGCCGGCGAGGGGGCACCGCAAAAAAUUGACCAUGCUGUCAUAGGAGGAGUGGUUGCCGUGGUGAUGUUUGCCAUCCUCUGUGCACUCAUUGUUCUUGGUCGAUACUUCGCCAGACACAAAGGAACUUACUUCACACAUGAAGCCAAAGGUGCGGAUGAUGCAGCCGACGCAGACACGGCCAUCAUCAAUGCGGAGGGGGGACACAACAACACAGACGAGAAGAAGGAGUACUAUAUCUAAACUGGACAGGCCAGGAGAGACGGGUGGGAAUGCUGGUGGUGGAGGUGGUGGUGAUGAUGGUGAUGGUGAUGGUGGUGCUGUAGGAGCAUUAUGUCUAACUCUGAUUGGUUACGAGACAGCUUGAGGUCAGGGAGGGCGAGAUUUAAAGAGGAAGAGAAGAAAGAAAAAAAGUGGAAAGUAGGACUACCGUGGCCAAGUGGUAAGAAGAGGCGUUGUUGAGUCUCCUAUCCGACCCCUCCUGGACUGCUGGGGCCUAUUCUGUACAGUUCAAUUAUUUUACAGACAAUUUUGUGCCUUGUUCUAUUUCUUUUGUUUAUUUUGUUGUUUAUUUUCCCCGUCACAUGCUUGUUGGAUUGGAUUUUUUUUCUCCAUGUACUCCACCUGAUCCUUUGUUGUAUUUGGCUUUUCAGAGGAGAUUAAAUGGGCCUGGUGUUUGUCUAUGUGUGCUGCAGCUAGCUUUUAGCUCAUGUACCCAGAUCUGAGGAACCACCUCAUCCUCUUGUUUCUUUUCUUCUUUUUUGAAUAAUCUCCAGAGUUCAGUAACUGGAACACAGUGUCAACACAUUUCUCCUCACUGGGUCAAAGUCCAACAGUCCCUGCAAAUUCAUCACACCCCACCCCUCUCCUCCUCUCACCUCCUCUCACCUCUCAUACACGCGGGUCUGAUUGGUUUCAACUUAUUUCAGCCCAGAUUUCACUCACCGUCAAGGUCGCUGUGGUGAUUACUAAUGUAACAGUUGUGAGUAAUCACGCUCAUCAUAGAAUGUAUUUGUUCCUGAAAGUGAAGUAGGAGUUCUGUUCAUUUUCAUCUCACACCAAACCGCCAAGUACAACUGGUCCCUCGUUGGCUUCCAGAAAACAUCUGACAGUUAGUUGUGAGGUCAGUUUAGUAUUUGUUUAGGGUAUUGUGGAGUACAGUAAGACAUCCUGACAGCUGUGGUGUGCCAUGAUAUGGAGUGAAAAUUCUCAACCGUUUAUUCACUUUAAAGCUCUGUAUUAGGA